AUGAAAUUAUACGUCUACGCCGCUGCGCUCCUCUUCGCUGCUUUGGUGACCCCGAGCCAGGCCACCUUUGGCAAGUUGGGUCUGCUGCUAGGUGCUGGAGCAGUUGGUGGAGGCGGAGUGGGCUAUGGCAAUGGCUAUGGAGGUGGUUACAACGGAGGUUACGGCGGGGGAUAUGGCGGCUACGGCGGCGGAUACGGUGGUUAUGGCGGUGGAUACGGCGGCGAGAACAUUAUAAAGGUCAUCAAGGUAUCGGUGGUACCCAGCAGCGGCGGCAUUGGUGGCAUUGGCGGCUAUGGCGGUGGAUAUAGCGGUGGAUAUGGCGCCGGAUAUGGCGGCUACGGCGGUGGAUUUGCCGGCGCUGCCCUGCCUGCCGUCUCCACAUCGGCAGUCGUCACACCAGUAGUGACAUCCGUGGCCUCUCCCGUGCUAGCCGGCGGUGCCGGCUUCGUCGGUGCUUCGGCGCUGCCAGUCGGCUAUGGCGUUGGUGGCGGCUAUGGCGUUGGAGGCGGCUUCGGUCUGGGCUAUGGGGCCCCUGCUGGUCUUGGUGGCGGCCCUUGGUGCUAA
Messenger RNA from Scaptodrosophila lebanonensis, 564 nucleotides. Its product is annotated as glycine-rich protein 5. The transcript has a single exon. The coding region runs from base 1 to 564 and encodes 187 amino acids. The record is from RefSeq and is a predicted model, not a curated record. Lineage: Eukaryota; Metazoa; Arthropoda; Insecta; Diptera; Drosophilidae.